AUGGAAGAACAGGUGUUCUUUUUUUUAAGAGGAAAUUGGAGAUUUCAGACAGUAGGGAUUUUGGACCAGACUUAUAAGAUUAUCCUAAGAAAGGGAGCAAAAACUGUGAAUUCUUUGCAUCUGGUUCUUGAUUUAGGUGCUUCAGAUGCUUUUGCUGAGGAUACAUCUACAGCCAAAAGAAGGAAAAUCUCAGGAAAUGAAGAACAUGGCAAUGAUGAUAAAUUGAAAAGAGCUCAAGUGGCAUACUUGCAUUGGGUUUCUGAUUCAAUUCAAUGGCUACUUUCUUUUAGUGGUGUAAGGUCAUUUGGAGUCUCUCUCUUGGUUGCGGGGUUUGACGACAAGGGGCCACAACUAUAUCAUGUGGAAGAAUCCAAAUAUUUGUUUGAGGCAAAGACUAUUCAGAGAAUGGAGCUUUUGGUGCUUUCUACUCUCAAAUGGAAGAUGAAUCCCGUGACUCCAAUUUCAUUCUUUGACCAUACUUUUAAGGAGAUUUGGAUUGAUGACUAA
This is a messenger RNA of Fraxinus pennsylvanica, 507 nucleotides long. Lineage: Eukaryota; Viridiplantae; Streptophyta; Magnoliopsida; Lamiales; Oleaceae. The record is from the annotation of a GenBank genome assembly.